CGCGCUAUGGCAUAAAAUACCGACGGCUCGCUCGGCUCUUUGACCAAAAGAAAGGAAGGGUAGGAAAGCCAAGCCACAAAACUUGCAGGAAAACCCAAACAAAAAAAAACCUGAAGCCACUUUCUUAAGAGCUCCGGUGCUUUCGGUCUCUUCCCGCCUUGCCUCCGCGUCCCCUUGGAAAGGGAAUCCGGGGGGGCAGAAGAGAGCCGUGGAGCCGGAGAUCCAUUUCUCCAUGCAAGCAGCCAGAGGGCAUCAGAGGAGCCAGGCAAGAAGAGAAGCGAUUCCCGGGCGAAGUGGGCGGUUCCCCCUUUCCUAAGCCGAGCGGAAGAGCUCUUAUCGCUCCCCCACCGGCGCCCGGAGCAGAGAGCCACGCUGCCCUGUCGAAAAGGCAACGAGGCCGGAGGAACAGCCACCAGGCGCGGGGAAGAGAGCGCUUCGGUCUCCCUGCUGGAGCACCAGAACAGGGCGGGGUUGGCGACCCUGGCCAUGGCGGCGAUCCGCAAGAAGCUGGUGGUGGUGGGCGACGGGGCUUGCGGGAAGACGUGCCUGCUGAUCGUCUUCAGCAAAGACGAGUUCCCCGAAGUCUACGUGCCCACCGUCUUCGAGAACUACGUGGCCGACAUCGAGGUGGACGGCAAGCAGGUGGAGUUGGCCCUUUGGGACACGGCCGGCCAAGAAGACUACGACCGCUUGCGUCCCCUCUCCUACCCGGACACCGACGUGAUCCUCAUGUGCUUCUCGGUGGACAGCCCCGACUCCUUGGAGAACAUCCCGGAGAAAUGGGUGCCCGAGGUGAAGCACUUCUGCCCCAACGUGCCCAUCAUCCUGGUGGCCAACAAGAAAGACCUGCGCAACGACGAGCACGUUCGCAACGAGCUGGCCCGCAUGAAGCAGGAGCCCGUCCGCACCGAAGACGGCCGGGCCAUGGCCAUCCGCAUCCAAGCCUACGAUUACCUCGAGUGCUCGGCCAAGACCAAGGAAGGCGUGCGGGAGGUUUUCGAGACGGCCACCAGAGCGGCUUUGCAGAAGCGUUACGGCACCCAGAACGGUUGCAUCAAUUGUUGCAAGGUGCUAUAAUAUGCCGUGGACGCCCGGGGGGAGGGAGGAAGGAGGGGACGGGAGACGAGCGUCGAGGGACUCGGGGCUGACUCCUAAAACCCACCGGCAGAACAAGGACAAAAACAAAAAAAAAACACCCGGGGAGGGGGUCGGACCCGCACUCUUCGGGGGAGGGGUGGGUGGGAGAGAGCAAAAGCAGGCGGCCCGCUUGGACGUGGGGGAAGCACUGAUUUGCCCCCAGCCGGUUGAUGCAAACUCCCGUUCGUUGAUCUUGGCUCUCUUAAUACGCCUGUGGUUCCUCAUUCGCCAAGGACGGUCGUCGGACUCCCGCGAACCGAAGGCGCCGGAGGAAAAGAACUGGACUUGCCUAGCGGGGUGUCGCGCCUAGAUCUCCCGUGGCAAAACUGCAGGAGGAGAUCGGAAGAGUGUAGCUGCGCCCGCUCCUGCCUUGCUCUUCCCUUGGAAGGAGACUGGUGGACGGGAUCUGCCUAGAUCGGGAUCCUUUCCCCCCCACCCCACCCCAACUCCCUUGCACUGAAUCGGUGUUUUCCUUCAAGCUGGGAAGAGAAGUUCCUGCAUUGAGAAACGCUGAGUGGGAGGGAGGGAGGGAGGGGCAUCUGCCGAGUGUACAUAGCCAAUUGUUUGAAUUGGGGCAAGGAAAAGAUGGGGCUUGUUUUAACACUGGACUGGGACCUUGCUCUCUUUGAGACUGAUUUUAAUUUUUUGGGGGGGCGGGGGUGGGGUGGGGAGGUUGUUGAAUGGAUUGGGCUUCCUUCAUCUUAGCCCCCUCCACAAUGAAAAUAUUCUUUUUUCCUUCUUGAGAUAACCACUUCUCACAGAAGAAUGGUAUAAUUCUUGGGUUGCUUGGGGUGGGGGGGGGGAGGGAAUUCCCAAACUUCCCAGAGUCUGGUGCCUGCUGUCCUUGAUAUGGUUUGGAUGCCCUCCUUUCUGCCUUUUGCCCCCACCCCACCCAUCCCUUUAAUCCGAUUUCUAUUGCAAAAGAACCUAUUUUGCACAAUGAUGAGGGUGUUUAUUCGGACACCUUAAUGCACUUGUGAUGUGCAGUGUGACACACUGUACCAAUGCAAAAAAAAAAAAAAAACUUGCAUCAGAACCUCAUUUGGAGCACAGUCCAGCUAAGCACUUUCCAGGGGAAACACUUUUUAACAACCCCCCCCUCCUCUCUUGAAGUUGAGCCUUUGAAGAACUUUCACCAGAUAGCCAUCAAUGGGACUUUCAAAUGCUUCUCUCUCUUUUUUGACUGGGUCGUGCGCCUUUGUUUCUGUAUAACUGAUGACUUAUGUAAAGCCACUGUAAUAUCUGCUGGGUAUUUGUUGUUGCAUCAAGAAACGAGUGGAAACACUGUCUUUUUCUUUAAAAAAAAAAGAAUGUGUGACAUUUUUUGUCAUUUUUUUUUGUUUUUUGUUUUGCUUUUUCAGCACUAAGUGCCAUCUCUGGGUGCCAUCUCAAAACAGUAGUACGCUUAUUUUCACCCGCCAACUUCGAGUGGGGUGUGUGAAUAACCUGUGCUUCUCUGUUUCAGAGAGUUGAUUGAUUUAAUCCCCUUCCCCACUGACCAUUUUUAACGGUGGUACUAAGAGUUUUAUUAUUUAAAACCAACACACAAAACACUAUAUUGAUUUGGUUACAGAAAAGACAUGUGAAGUUUACUGAAAAUCAUCUAAGCUGUAUAUGCAGGACUUUUUUUGGUAAAGUAUUAAAAAGUUCUAUGACUACA
Molecule: messenger RNA, 2797 nt
Organism: Ahaetulla prasina
Lineage: Eukaryota; Metazoa; Chordata; Lepidosauria; Squamata; Colubridae
Gene: RHOB
Product: ras homolog family member B
Exons: 1
Coding region: 487-1077 (196 amino acids)
Biological process (GO): small GTPase-mediated signal transduction
Molecular function (GO): GTP binding; GTPase activity
Source: RefSeq, a predicted model, not a curated record